UUUGAAGCGUGCUGCGGUGGCGUGUUGUCUGCUGUACAGCCAGGCAGGUAGAGCUGCGGUGCAACGGCGAGCAUGGCAGCGCUGCUAUUUCGACUCAUUCCGAGGGAUUUCAAGCUCGUUCCCCGAGAAGUUCGGCAUCACGCGUCCAAAUGGAACUUGAGACGAAAUCUGCAUGCCUCGCGCACUGCAAGCAGCAUUCCACAUCGUCCGGUGGCAUCACACAGGCAAGCCCGUCUGCCUGCAUUGCGCCCCUUGCACACCAGCUCGUGGCUUCAGGAAAUUGUGGCAUUCAAGCUCUCUGACAUUGGCGAGGGUAUCAGCGAAGUGACAAUCAAAGAAUGGUAUGUCAAGCCUGGGGACAAAGUAAAUCAGUUUGACAGCAUCUGUGAAGUGCAGAGUGACAAGGCGUCAGUUACCAUUACAAGCCGCUACGAUGGCCGAAUAAAGAAGCUGUACCAUGAAGCCGAUGACACCUGCAAGGUUGGGUCUCCGCUUGUCGACAUCGAGGUUGAUGACGACUCGCUCAGUUCAUCGGAUGAUGAUGAAGUCCAGGACCAGGACAUCAAGUCUCAGCGCAGUGAUGAAGAGCAGCCCUCGGCACCCUCAACCACUGAGCCUGGUGGUGGACAAGGAGACAGAGUGCUCACGACGCCUGCAGUUCGUCGGAUUGCCAUGGAGAACAAUAUACGUCUCACUGAUGUGACGGGCACAGGCAAGGAUGGACGCAUCCUGAAGGAAGAUGUCCUGCGCUACAUAGAGCUCAAGCAAGCACCAAAACCAUCAGCACCAGCCAAGGCAGCACCCGCAGCUGCUUUGAAGCAGGCAGCACCAAUUCCAGCUCCAGUUCCUCAAAAGCCAGUUACAGUCAAGACCUUGAAAGCUGUUGAAGACCGUGUUGAGCAGGUGAAAGGCAUCCGCAAAGCCAUGGCCAAGACCAUGGCACAGUCUCUGGCCAUCCCACACUUUGGCUAUUGCGACGAGAUCGACGUUACACGACUUGUAGAGCUACGACCAAUACUCAAGCCGCUUGCUGACCGCGUCGGUGUACGGCUGUCUUACAUGCCUUUCUUUGUGAAGGCCCUGUCCAUAUCGCUGUUCGAAUAUCCCAUCCUCAACGCUUACGUGGAUGAUAAAGUUGAGAACAUCACGAUUAAGGGCGCCCACAAUGUUGGCAUUGCCAUGGACACCCCACACGGCCUUGUGGUACCUGUUGUGAAGAACGUGGAGUCCAAGAACAUCAUGGAGAUUGCCGCUGAUCUCAACCGACUCCAAAAUUCGGGUGCGGCAGGGCAGUUACAGCAGGAGGAUCUCUCCGGUGCCACCAUCACGUUGUCCAACAUUGGCGCGGUUGGUGGAACUUACGCCAAACCUGUCAUUGCUAGACCAAUGGUGUGCAUUGGAGCAAUUGGAACAAUUCAGAAGCUGCCACGAUUUGAUGCUGACGACAACUUAAUAAAGGCGCACAUCAUGCAAGUCAGUUGGUCUGCCGAUCAUCGAGUCAUCGACGGUGCAACCAUGUCGCGGUUUUCGAACUUGUGGAAGAUGUACCUGGAGACACCUGCGAUGAUGCUGGUCCACCUGAAAUAGACUUCAGCUAUUAUGCAAGUGUGCAGUUUGUGACUGUUUAAAACGUCAGGGAACAGACCUGGACUGGAUGGAAUUGCUGCUAUGUGUCCUGUACUAUCUCCUAUGGAGUACUUGUGAAUAGCAUUGGCGUCUAGACACAAGUUGCACUCCAUCAUCCAAUGAGGGAUGGUCAGCUGCUCAUGGACAGUGUUUAUUGCCAUGCCUUCGCAUCUGCAAAGUCCAUGACAGAUAAAAACAGGGCACCUCAGUGUCUGUUAGGCAAAAGGCUUCAAGUGGCAGCGACCAAGUGUUGUAUCCAGUAAGUAAGCGCGGGUGGUAAUGGAAGUUUUUCAGGACCGAAGUCUAAGAUGCCAACUUACAGGACCACCGGCCAUCUAGCCUGUACUAUUGUGGGGGCUUUGUAGAAAGCAAGUCAACAUUUAAAAACACCUUGCAGCAGAUGCAUACUGUUGUUUACUGUCACCUACUACCGUGUAUCGGUGAAGGUAACAUUUGGCAGCAGUCACAUCUUAUCAUGUCAAAGUGAGCAAUGCAAAUAAUUUAAUUCAGUGUCCUUUCAUAAAUUUUAAUGUCAAAUUCAAUAGAAUUUCCCGUUUCCUCCUGCUGACAGUCUUUGUAAAACAUUGAAGCACAAAAAGAUUUGUUAAUCUCCAAACAACCUCUCUGCCUUUUAUUUUCAUGUUAUUUUCUGGAAUUAGCCUCUGAUAAACAUGUAAGCUGGCAAUUCCACUGCUCUGCAUUAUAAUAUACCAAGCAGCAAAUAAUGCUACCUUUAGAGCUUGACGUUGCCAAUGCUAUGGUGAGCAGGCAACAUGCAAGUGCUGAUAGGUAAAAAAAAAUGAACUAAGCCAUAAUGUAAUGACAUAUUAAGCUGUUUAGUUGUUUGAUAAGGCUGUAUUGUGCACUUGAUCGGCAUCUCAUAUCUUUGUCCAGCUUCAAUAUUUCUAUAGCCCACAACAUGAUUCGAACACCUGCGGCAUACCAUUAAAGAAGAAUGGUUUUCUGUAGUGCAUUAUGCCAUCAACUAUUGUGUGGCAUUUUCGCAUUUAGAGCCUGUGCUUACAAAGUGGUAUAAAAACUGAACCACUAAGUUUCUCUAUUGUAGAGGCAAAGUGCAAGACUAGCUAUGCAUGCAAUGAAACAAUCUUUUUUAAGUAUCAAUUGACUAACUUUGCUGUGCCAAAUGUGCAUUGAGUACAAACAUUUAGUUUAUGAAAGCUCGAGACCUCUAGGUACACUGGUGAGACUUAUUUAGCAGCGAUGAUUAGCAAUGCAAGGAACAUCAGCAAUUCGAAUGACCAGUGACUGGGAACAACAGGCUUCGACACAAAGGUUCACCUUAGUUGUGAGGACAAUCGGAUUUCUUGUGAUAGCUGUGUUUGCUCUUUUUUUUUAUGGAGCUUUCAUUCUUCUUUUCUACUUUUCACUUGUCGUCUAGUGCUUUUUUUUUCCUAUGUUGAAAUGUCUGCAUCCUUCUAAUAGUUCUGUGGUCCCCAUUCAUUCAAAACUAUUUGUUGCCAAUAUACUAGCAUGUACAAAUACUGUUGCCAUACAUCACAGUGACAAAAAUGCUGAGGGGGCAUGGAUAUCAGCAUUGGUUUGAAUAAAGACUAUGACAAGCCAGA
Molecule: messenger RNA, 3212 nt
Organism: Rhipicephalus microplus (southern cattle tick)
Lineage: Eukaryota; Metazoa; Arthropoda; Arachnida; Ixodida; Ixodidae
Gene: Dbct
Product: Dihydrolipoamide branched chain transacylase E2
Cellular component (GO): cytoplasm; mitochondrion
Molecular function (GO): acetyltransferase activity; lipoic acid binding
Source: RefSeq, a predicted model, not a curated record